Hemicordylus capensis (graceful crag lizard) is the source of this 3921-nucleotide messenger RNA. RefSeq names its product SH3 domain binding protein 5 (gene SH3BP5). Gene Ontology annotation, molecular function: protein kinase inhibitor activity. Gene Ontology annotation, cellular component: cytoplasm. The record is from RefSeq and is a predicted model, not a curated record. Bases 425 to 1705 code for a protein of 426 amino acids. The transcript is spliced from 9 exons. NCBI's taxonomy places the organism in Eukaryota, Metazoa, Chordata, Lepidosauria, Squamata, Cordylidae. Gene Ontology annotation, biological process: intracellular signal transduction; negative regulation of protein tyrosine kinase activity.
UGUAUGAGUGUGAAUUGCUUAAAAAAACGCACACACCCACACACACCACCCACCAAACUCCAGAGCCUCUGAUUUGGCAGCCUGGAAGGAGGCUGUGGGUGGAACAUGCCAGAGUGUCAGAGAGAGGGAGAGAGACAACUGCUCGGUGACAGCAGCUGCCGCAGCUACAGCAAGGGGGCGAGGCGCAUUUCCUUCCCUCUUUCUCUGCCGGAGAAGCGCCUCCUCUCCUCGCUCCGCUCUCCGGAGAGGAUCUAAAGGCUCAGAGAGCGAAGGGCAGACCCUGCUGCUGCUUUAUAGAAGGCUCCGAGGAGGAGCUGGUGGCGCCGGCGGCGGGAAGGCAGCAAGGAGGGGAGGCGGCGGCAGCGGCAGAGAUCCUGUGCCACUGAUUCCCCUCCUCUCGAUACAGAGACCCCACGUAGCCAACAUGGAUCCUGGAACGAGGAGGACCAGGGUCGAGGAAGGCAAUCUGCCGCCGCCGCCGGAGGAAGAGGAAGAAGUGGACCCCAGGAUUCAGGGGGAGCUAGAAAAGUUGAAUCAAUCUACAGAUGCAAUCAAUCGGAGAGAAACGGAGCUUGAGGAUGCACGCCAGAAAUUUCGUUCUGUUCUGGUCGAAGCUACAAUAAAACUAGAUGAACUAGUGAAGAAGAUUGGCAAAGCUGUAGAAGACUCGAAACCUUACUGGGAAGCACGGAGAGUUGCCAGGCAGGCACAGUUGGAGGCGCAGAAAGCAACACAGGAUUUCCAGAGAGCUAUUGAGGUACUGCGGGCUGCUAAGGAGACCAUUUCCCUUGCAGAGCAGAGGCUGCUGGAAGAUGACAAACGUCAGUUUGAUUCUGCCUGGCAAGAGAUGCUCAACCAUGCCACCCAGAGGGUCAUGGAAGCAGAACAGACGAAAACUAGAAGCGAGCUGGUGCACAAGGAGACGGCAGCCAAAUACAAUGCUGCCAUGGGCAGAAUGAAACAGUUGGAGAAGAAACUGAAACGGGCUAUAAAUAAAUCCAAGCCUUAUUUUGAACUCAAGGCAAAAUACUAUGUGCAACUAGAGCAAUUAAAGAAGAUGGUGGAUGAUCUGCAAGCAAAGCUGUCUUUGGCAAAGGGUGAAUAUAAAACGGCUUUGAAGAACUUGGAGAUGAUCUCUGAUGAGAUUCAUGAGAGGAGGCGGGCCUCUUCCAUGGGGCCUAGAGGAUGUGGUGUGGGUGCUGAAGGCAACAACAAUUCAGCAGAAGACCUUUCAGUGUGCAAAUUGGAGUCAGACAAUAUCUCCAUGGCAUCAGAAGUAUUUGAAGAUGAUAACUGCAGCAGCCUUGUUUCUGAAGAAGACUCUGAAACCCAGUCCGUAUCCAGUUUCAGUUCUGGUCCAACAAGCCCUUUCGACAUGCCAGCUCAGUUUCUCCCAGUGACGCGGCCUAGAAGCUUGGAUCUAUCCAGCCCCAUCUCGCUGUCUGACUUUGGGGUAUUUCCUCUACUAGGUCCUCGAAGUGAAUGCAGCGGGGCUUCUUCUCCUGAAUGUGAAAUUGAAAGGGGAGACAGGGCAGAAGGAGCAGAAAACAAGGCACUUGACAAAGUGAACAAGAACAAGAGCAACAGCAGCAACUCUUCUUCCAGUGGCACAGGGUUGGAUAACAGAAUGAAGCAGCUCUCCUUACAAUGCCUGAAAGUCAAAGAUGGGAUUUGCGCAGACAGAAAAAUAGUGCAGAUUGGCUGAGGUUAUGGCCUAUCAGAGCUAAUGAGGAAGCAAAAUUAUUUAUACCCAAACUUCUUCUGAAUGGCAGAAGAACCUUGUGCCAAUAACUAUUUAAUAUAUGCCAAAUCUUUACGCGUUGACUCCUUAAAACUGCACUAAGAGUUACAUCAGUGUUGAGGGCUGAAGUUUUUUUAAAAACAAAAAUAUAUAAGUGAAAUCUUUGUUGUGACACAAAUCCGUCACAGAGAUCAGCUGUUUGUGUUGUACUUCACAGGCUUUGUAAGAUGUCUUGUAGCAGUUUGGCGGAAGCAAUAACUAGUACCGUCCCCAGUAUGGAGUUCUCUGCCACUCGCAAACGGAAGGCUGAACCAAACGCUUGGGAGUGACCAGCAUCCAUUUUGUAGGCAGGCAUCCAUUUUGUGAGCUGAGCUGCUGUUUUGAUACAGUAGAGAAUUCUGAGAUGCCAGUGGCAUAUCGUUUUAAAUACCUUGUACUUUAAAUGUCGGCAUUAUACUGAGGUUGUAGAACUGUUAUAUUUUGGAUUAUAAAAGGAAGCUGUUGCAUGUAUUGAGCCUAGAAAGCUUCACUCUGUCAGCCUCCAGAGCUCAUGGGUGAUUAAAAAUGAUACCUCAAGGGUGGUAACAUAAUUACAUUUAAUAUUUGAUAGCUUUCUACCUUUUCAGAUAUUGGGGUGGGGAGUUUAAAUUAUGAAUUUGGUGACCAAAAUGAAAUGUACAUUAGAACUCUUUUGUUUGACACUGUUCAGCACUUUUAAAGUGUUGUGACAGUAGUACCAUUGACAUCUAUCACUAGGCAUGGAUAAGAAUUACAUUUUGGCCUACCAAGUAAAAAAAAAAAAGAGGAGGUAUGCAUGAACAGAUGAGAGUAUUUACCAGUUAGGGUUGAGAGAAGAGUGAAUAAUAAUGUUUCUGUAGAUUGCCAUACAUAGGGUUUGUAAAGUAAAGGGAUUACUAAACUUAGCAUCCCUUGAGCAAAACCGCUGAGUGAGAGUGGACAGGGAGUUAGGGCAUGCUUCAGUAACAGCUGUUAGGCAGUAGAGAUGGCUGGUAGUUAAGCUAAUAGGAGGUAGUUAAGAAAUAGGACCUUCCCCCAGUAGUUAGCAUUUCUAAGAUUGUCAUACAUAAUGUCUAACAGAUUAACUUAUUUAUUUUCUAGGUGUUUAGCAUUGUGUGUCUUGCCCUUCUCCCUAACAUUUUUGUUCUUUGCCUUACAGACCUGUUUGUAUAUUGUCACUACAAUAGCUUGUAAACCUAUUCUGAAAACAAAUGUAAAAAUCAUUCACACUACAGUCAACAUUUCCUCCACCCUUUUUACUUUUUCAUGUGUAGUAUGGUUAUAUGGAAAGUGCUUGAAAAUGCUUUUAGAACAUUUCUUAUAAACACCCCCCCCAAGUAUUCACAAGCCUUUCAUGUGACUGUUUGGCAUACAUUUUAGCUGAGGGAAUGAAUUUUACAAGUGCCAAACAGAAGAAUGGUAACUGAUAAAAUGAAAAUGAGAGAUUUUGGGGUGUGUUUGUGUGGAAGCACGUUUAUACUGAAGCACAGAGCAAAACACAAGUUUUGGGGGCAAGCCAUGAGCUUUAUUUGGACAUUCAAAAAACAAAGUGCUGAAAGCGGGCUCGAAGUCCUGCCCUUUACUGCACUGCUCAUGCUUAUGGCAGCAGUCACUGGAAAAGGGAAACACUGUAACCGUGAUGGCAGCUCCUUCUGUGAUCAGCAGCCUGAACACCUAAGGGAUUUUCUGAGGGGUGUGGUAGUGGCCAGCAUUGUACAGUCUUGAAUAAGAGGCCAUGUUGUCAACCCUAGCUUUGCUGGAAGCGCCAUGUUUGUUCAGGCACCACAGAAUGGGCUCUGUUGGCAGUGCUUCUGCAUACCUUCAUACAUUGGUUGGCUUUGUUGAAAGUUCAGUGGAGUUAGAUGCAUGCUGGAUGUUCAGUUGACACCUGCAUUUCACACUGGAUCCACACUUACUGUAGCUCCUGCUAGUUCUCCAAGUAUCUGCUCUGCACAGUGGAAGUAUGUUGGGGUACAGGGUGAUAGUAACAGUCUGUGUGAUUCCUGGGAGUGAGAAGUUCUUUUUUAGGGGUUUCCUACAAUACAAUGCGUUUCCCUUUCUUCUUCCUCUCAUUUGUGUAUUUGAUGUGCUGCACAGGAAGGUCUUGUGUGGUUGUGCUCCAAGAAUAGGAUCCAGAAAUAAAGCCCUAUUGGAACCCUAAA